Messenger RNA from Lagenorhynchus albirostris (white-beaked dolphin), 1814 nucleotides. It is a transcript of the gene PHLDA3, whose product is annotated as pleckstrin homology like domain family A member 3. Lineage: Eukaryota; Metazoa; Chordata; Mammalia; Artiodactyla; Delphinidae. Gene Ontology annotation, molecular function: phosphatidylinositol phosphate binding. Gene Ontology annotation, cellular component: plasma membrane. Gene Ontology annotation, biological process: negative regulation of phosphatidylinositol 3-kinase/protein kinase B signal transduction; intrinsic apoptotic signaling pathway in response to DNA damage by p53 class mediator; positive regulation of apoptotic process. The record is from RefSeq and is a predicted model, not a curated record. The transcript is spliced from 2 exons. Bases 83 to 454 code for a protein of 123 amino acids.
CCGGCGCGGGAGGCACCGGGCGCCGGCCGGGCCGCAGGGAGAACCGGCGGGGCGCGCCGCGGCCCCGGCCCCGCGCGCGCCCAUGACGGCGGCCGUGCUCCGGGAGGGCGUGUUGGAGAAGCGGAGCGGCGGGCUGCUGCAGCAGUGGAAGCGCAAGCGCUGCGUGCUCACCGAGCGCGGGCUGCAGCUCUUCGAGGCCAAGGGCGCGGGCGGGCGGCCCAAGGAGCUCAGCUUCGCCCGCAUCAAAGCCGUGGAGUGCGUGGAGAGCACCGGGCGCCACAUCUACUUCACGCUGGUGACCGAGGGCGGCGGCGAGAUCGACUUCCGCUGCCCGCCCGAGGACCCCGGCUGGAACGCGCAGAUCACCCUGGGCCUGGUCAAGUUCAAGAACCAGCAGGCCAUCCAGACCGUGCGCGCCCGGCAGAGCCUCGGGACCGGGACCCUCGUGUCCUAGACCGCAGGCUAACGUCUUCGCUUCCCGCGGCCAUGGACGCGGUGUCGUGGGUCGUGCCAGCUUCCAUGCCCCCUUUGGCUCGCGGGGUGUGACUGUGCUCCGUUUGGUGAGGCAGAGGCCAUGGACGCGUGGAGGAGGCGUUGGAGCGUAUUAGGGGCGGCCGGGGCCGGGUAGCAGGUCAAAGGCCCCGAGGGGCUGAGGAUGAAGAUGCAGCCCCCGGGUACUCAGACUCCUGCUCAGGACCUUCCGGCCACCGGCCUGGCCUCCGAGAUCGUGAUGGAGAGCUGCCAUCCAAGCCCCCUCCCGCCACGGCCCUGCGUCUCUGCUGCAGACUGCUAACCGGCCCCCCGGCUUGGUGCCGUGCCCGGAGAAAGGCAGUCCCCCGGGGGCGCCGAGCCAGCGCCCCAGGACUCGGGAGGCCGGGCUGGCGCUCAGAAGAGGAACCACCUGGGCUCGCCUCCGGAUUUACUUUGGCGGGGGUAGCUGAUGGGUCUGAGGCCCACACCCGGGGGUCAUCUGCUGCUUGGGUCCUUCUGGGACCCCCACCCAUCCAGGCCUCUCUUUGCACAGUUCUUUCCCCCUCCUUCCCCUCUUCCCCCACUGCGGUACUAGGCCUGGAGGUGGUGGGGGGGUGGGGGGGUCAGCCAUUACCAUUUCACACCCGUCCACAAAUGCAGAUGCCCUGCAAGGGGCAGUGACCACACCGUUCGCUCGCUGAGUGGAAUUCUUUGCCCGCCGCUGAGACCUGGUGCUUGGAGAAUCUGUCCUCACCCCACUUUCCCAGUCCACACCCCAUCCUGCAGUCUCCAGCCUGGGGAGGGAGAGACCGUGCAACCCAGGGAACAUGGACUCGGAGGUCCUAGGGGAGGGGCCGUGAGGCCUGCACGGGCCCACCCGGUCUCGAGAGACGCCCCUCUGCCUGCUCUCCUGGGGGGGCGGCUCUGCAUUCUGGGUAGGGCCUGUCUCUGUCAUUUACACACUUGGGCCUUGUACGUUAACACCGUUAAGUCUUCUCUACGGGAUGGUUGAAAAGGAAUAAUUUCAGUAGUGGGGAAACCGAGGUACAGAGACACAGCUGUCCUGAGUGACACAGACACUGCCGAUCGGGUAACCCACGUCCGGCCUCCCCUGUUGCCAAGCGGCGGCUGCCCGGCAGGGGCGGGGAGGCUGAAUGUCCCCUGCAACAAGGCGGGGUCCCUCAGUGCUUCCAACCUGUUCGUUCCGCAUCAGAUUCCUCCUCCUGUCCGAUCACGAUCUCUGUCCUUUGUCCCCGUCCCUCAGAGUCCUCUGAAGCUUCUUGCUUAUCUGAUAUGUGAACUACAUCUUACAAUCAAAUAAGAACUUACCAGUUACCAAGGAA